AUAUGUAGCCGUGCUUGGAGCUCUGGCUUAGAGUAUGCAAAUCGGAUCGCGGACUGCGACCUGUCUCUCCUGGCGCUGCUGUAAUGAUGGCCGGGAAUCCGGGGCGUCGCGCCAAUGCAGACUUCUGCAACCUUGACAACUUGUCCCCAACCUUGCGCCUUGACUUCGCUCUCCAAUUUGUGCAACGCCGACUCGGUCGACUUGACCUCUUUCUGGCGGUGAUAUGGCGACAAGGACGUCCCCUCGACUGCAGAGUCGUUCGGCCAAACCAAACCUCCCUGUAGCCAAAGUGGUGAACCAUGCGGACCAUGUGAAGGCUCUCAAGGCCCAGCUAUCUCAUGUCAAGGCCCUAGUCAAGAAAGAGGCCGAGCACUGGGAGGUCGAGCAAGCCCGCCUACUGCAAGAGCACGAGGAGUGGGUUCGGAAGGAGGACCAAGCUAUUGCGAAGCUUCGUGCGGAAAACGAGGGCCUCGCGGCGCAGUUGAUGCAUACGCGAGGGCCAGCAGAGCCCAGUGUUCAUGACGAGCCGGGAGGUGGGUCGCAGCCUCCCGCCGCGGCAGAGCGUGAACGCAGUCGCUCUACAACACCGUCAACGGACACCGAUAUACCGGAAACCCCUCCGAAGCGCCAGAGACGUUCACGCAAGCGGAAGUCUCAGUUCGCAGGGCGGCCUGACGACGAGGUGGAGGAGAAGUAUGAAGUGGAGAUCCGAACCGUCAAGCAAGAGGAGAAGGAUGGUCCUCUCAUCGAGGAAUUCCACAAGGUGACGCUCUCGAAGUCGGAGGACGGCAGUAUGCUCUGGGAUCUGAACGCGCUGGGGCUCGGCCCCGUCGGCGAUGUAGGCGGCGUCUAUCAGAGAUCCUUCGAACGCAAGGUCGUCAGUUGGGCAUUCGGAGGCGGUCAUAUCAGGACGCAUCACAACCAUAGCACCACGAACUUGGACCCAUAUGCGACAUACCACCCCAAAUGGAAUCCUCAGCUCCCUGGCCGCGCUGGUGCCCACGGCAUUGCUUUCAGUCAUGCCGUCGACGACGAGCUCCUGCCCGUCUUCGUUCGCGUCAAGUCCAAUCAAUGGCGCUACUGCGGCCAUUACGCGACGAACAUGUAUGGCGAUUUGGACUCGACCCAAUUAGCCCGUGUGCCCCGCUCCUGCCUCGUUGCCAUCGCUCGCGACUACAUCGAGAAGAAAUGGGGCCAGGAGUACCUCUCCGAGGUUAACGACGACUUGAAGGAGGAGGCGUUGGCGCAGGGCAAGCCGUACCGACCCGUCCAGUCGACCGAGCAAAGCAUAUGCGCCGCCUUUCUCGAUGGACGCCUGACGAUGAACUUCACCGUGCUGGAGUUCUCGCGCUACGAGCAUUCGUGGUUCCAGAGGUUGCUCGACGCGGAGGCAGCCGGGCAUCGCAUAGCCCCCAAGCCCAAAUACUUGCCGAAGCCCAAGGAACCAAAGACGAAAGCUGACCCCGACGCCAAGCCUAAGGCCAAAAAGCGUUCGAAGAAGGGCUCGACGGCAGACGCGCAGCCCGCCGCGAAGAAGCGGAAGGCGGCGUCCGGCAAGGCGGUCAGAGCGCAGGAGCAGCAAGCAAAGGGCCAGAACGAUGCAGAUUCGGACAUUGAGAUAGUUGGGGUCAAGGAGGCGCCAAAGAGGCAGUUGAGGUCGAGCAGGCGCGCUGUGAACCUUGCCUGGCUGGAAUCGGAUGGUAAGGAAUCAGACGAUGGUGGGGAUGGAGGAGAUUAUGACGACUUUGACGAGGAGAACGAUGAGGCGUAGAAAAUGUCAGUAUAUAACAAUGCCUUUGUGCCAGAAGCGCGCCAGCGACAUUGAUGAU
This is a messenger RNA of Schizophyllum commune H4-8, 1829 nucleotides long. RefSeq lists its product as uncharacterized. The record is from RefSeq and is a predicted model, not a curated record. The coding region runs from base 224 to 1771 and encodes 515 amino acids. Lineage: Eukaryota; Fungi; Basidiomycota; Agaricomycetes; Agaricales; Schizophyllaceae. The transcript is spliced from 4 exons.